ACCGCGGCGAGUCUAUACGACGGAGUAAUUUAAACAACUGGUUGGGUAGCAACAAGGCGACAGGUUACGUUUGAUAAUAUUUAAAUCCAGUUGCAAACGUUAUGGGCAUUACCCUUGACGGAUGGGAAGGGAAGAUGGCAGUCGUUACAGGUGCCAGCUCGGGCAUAGGCGCUGCUAUAGUCAAACGGCUGCUUUCUGAAGGUCUCGUGGUCGUCGGUUUAUCUAGACGUACCGUUCUUGCUAAAGACGUGGAAGGGGAUGACCCAAACCGCAAGGGCAAGUUUGUCUACUUCAAGUGUGACGUCACGGACGAGAAGAAUGUCGUCGAGGUGUUUGACAAAAUUAACUGCGCAGUCGGUCCCAUACACGCCCUUAUCAAUAACGCUGGGGUAAUGUUCGAGACUGACCUCAUCGACGGAGAUGCUGAGCUAUGGAGGAAAACUUUCGAUACUGUAGUAUUGUCGAAAUGCAUAGUAACGAGAGAAGCUAUAAAAUCAAUGAACGCCCACAACAUGGCCGGUCAAAUCAUCCAUAUGAACAGCGUGCUCGGUCACGUGGUGUACGACAUUCCCAAAAUGAACGUCUACCCGGCUACUCAGUACGCGAUAACGGCCCUCACCGAAACUCUGAGGCUCGAACUGAUUGCCAAGGGGUCCAAAAUCAAAGUCACGAGUUUGAGUCCGGGACCAGUGGAUACGCCCAUGUUAGGCUCGAGUGAAGCAGUGAAAUCUAGUCUGCAUCAGUUGCUGCGGCCCGAAGAUGUAGCUAACGCUAUAGUUUACAUUUUGUCUACACCACCCCAUGUUCAGGUUCAAGAGCUCACCAUAAGACCGGUCGGAGAACCUUAUUGAUAACGACAAAUUUCAAAAAGAAGAGGAAAUAUAAUUUUUGAACAAUAUUAAUGGAAAUGUUAUUUAUUUUCUUGACACACGUACAUUAUUAUUUUAUAUUUUGCAAAAUAUUUAAACUAUGUUUUUCUGUAUUUUUAAAAUUGGUUCAUUUUGUCUACUUUUCUUAAACCCCGGUAAGUUGUUGAAGGUCACUAAAUUGAGGUUGAACAAAACUUCCGGCUUUGUUAAUCGAAUAUUUUAGUGCUAGACAGGCAAGCCAAUAUUACUUUUAAUAACAUCACGUAUUGAUAUAAUUGAAGAAAUAUAUUACCAUUUUUCAACUGU
Messenger RNA from Cylas formicarius (sweet potato weevil), 1175 nucleotides. RefSeq names its product farnesol dehydrogenase-like. The record is from RefSeq and is a predicted model, not a curated record. The transcript is spliced from 5 exons. NCBI's taxonomy places the organism in Eukaryota, Metazoa, Arthropoda, Insecta, Coleoptera, Brentidae. The coding region runs from base 102 to 851 and encodes 249 amino acids.